Messenger RNA from Capsicum annuum, 781 nucleotides. RefSeq names its product zinc-finger homeodomain protein 9-like. The annotation marks the transcript as partial. NCBI's taxonomy places the organism in Eukaryota, Viridiplantae, Streptophyta, Magnoliopsida, Solanales, Solanaceae. The record is from RefSeq and is a predicted model, not a curated record. Gene Ontology annotation, biological process: regulation of developmental process; regulation of DNA-templated transcription. The transcript has a single exon. Gene Ontology annotation, cellular component: nucleus. Gene Ontology annotation, molecular function: transcription cis-regulatory region binding; DNA-binding transcription factor activity.
CUCCAAUUUCGAGUGAAGCCUUUCCCUUGGAGUAAUGGUGUACUUAAAAGGAAAAAUCCACUUCACCAUCAACAUCAUCACCUUGUUAUUUACAAAGAAGUCCAAGAACCCGUUGUGGUUCCUCCUCCGCCCAUCGCCACCGCCGUUCUUGAGUACCAACUUCACCACCGCCACCAUCUUUCUCCUCCAACUCUGCCUCUACCGCUGUCGUUGCCACCGCGUGAUGGGGACCACAGUAGUCCGAAUUCUCCAUCUCCACUGCCGAUUUCUUAUGCUUAUUCUAACGGGAGAAAGCGUUUUAGGACGAAAUUCACUCCAGAUCAGAAGGUGAAAAUGCUGGAAUUUUCAGAAAGUGUUAGGUGGAGAAUGCAAGAUCUGGUGAACAAUUUCUGCUAGGAAAUUGGAAUUGAAAGGGGGAGGGGGUUGGGGGGUGUUUAUAAUAUAUAUAUAUAUAUAUAUAGUAUUUUAGAAAAAAUAAUUUAUUUAUGUGGCUUCUGACAUGGCUCCAACAUGGCGUGAAUGUGAUGCACUCUCCAUAUUGAGAAUGGUAUAAUUUUUUAGGGUGGUAAAAAACUUAUAUAAAAGUUAUUCGGGGGUAAAUACAGGGGCGGAUCUACAGGGAUUCACGGGUGGCAUGACACCCGCAAACUUCGAUCGAAAAUUUGUGUGUAUAUAUAUAUAUAUAUAUAUUGAAUAAAAUUGGUAUAUUAUUUAAGUGUCACCCAAUGCAGUGGUUGAGGAAGUAGUGUCAAUGGCAAACACGUUGAAAUUUCACGUAGUA